AUGUCGUUCCCAGGCCGAGCGCAGGAGUUGUUCGGUAAAAAUGAUGCGAGUAGUAAAAAAAAUCAAACGAAACGCCUUGAUAGCUUUUAUUACGAAGAAGGCGAUGAUGGUGUUGACAACAGCAAUAAAAACAAUAACAACAUUAAUAACAACGUGAACAACAACACGAAGAAGAAUAGACACAAGUUAGCCGCGCUCUUUUUAGUCGCCUUAACUUUGGAAAACACGGCAUCUAUGCUCGCCAGAAGGUACGCGGUUGGGAUUUUACAGUUGGAUUUUUCCAAGAACGUCGUCUUGUGUGUCAACGAGUUCCUCAAACUCUUGUUUUCGCUUGGCAUGAAAUAUCGAAAAACGGACAUCAAGAGUUUCGCGAGGCUGAAAACACACAUUUUCGAGAGGGUGGUGAAAACGGCGACGCCAAUGCUGGUACCAGCGUUCGUGUAUUUAGUGGUGAAUUUAAUUUCUUAUCCUUCGUUGCAACGCGUGGACGCGUCGGUGUUCACGGCGAUAUCAAAUUUGAAGGUAUUAGCGACGGCGAUAUUCGCGCAGAUUUUGCUCAAUUCGAGAAUAUCAAACCGUGUGUGGAGAACGUUGACGCAGUUAGUCUUAGGCGUGACUUUAAUUUCCUGGGAAUCGUCGCCGAAUAAUCCGGUCAUUCACAAGCGCGUACAUCAAAAUUGGUACGAACACAUCAGCGAUAUGUUUGAUUUAUCCUACGCUUUCGGUGUAUUUUUAGCGCUCGUACAAACGAUGUUAAGCGGGUUCGGGUCGGUGUAUUUCGAGAAAGUGUUGAAGAAAAGGACAAAAGAAGACGAGGAAGAGAAUUUAGGUAAGAAAUUAGACGUGGAGUCACCGUCGUCGGCGUCUUUGGCGAAGUCAUCAUCGCCGUUUUCUUCUUCGACGGAACUCGACGUUUGGGAUAGAAACAUUCAGCUGGCGUUGUGUUCAAUUCUGAUAUACGUGCCGAUAUCAAUCUACGAGACGAAAGGAAACCUCUUCCAAGGAUGGACCUUUCUCGUUAUAUUCAUAGCAGCGUUGCACGCUCUUGGUGGAAUAUUAGUCGCACUGUCUGUUUUAUAUUCCUCCUCGGUAACGAAGACGGUCGCGGUGUGCGCGGCUUUGGUAUUAACGACAGUUUUUGGUCACAUUUUGUUCUUCGAACCGUUGAACGGUCCGAUAUUGCUGGGGUGCGCGAUGGUCAUCAUUUCUGUGUGGGCAUACAAAGACGACGCGUACGUGGAAGCAAAGCUUAGAAGCGCAGGAUUCGUAGUGUAA
Messenger RNA from Bathycoccus prasinos, 1275 nucleotides. RefSeq names its product CMP-sialic acid transporter. The record is from RefSeq and is a predicted model, not a curated record. The coding region runs from base 1 to 1275 and encodes 424 amino acids. The transcript has a single exon. Gene Ontology annotation, cellular component: Golgi membrane. Gene Ontology annotation, molecular function: pyrimidine nucleotide-sugar transmembrane transporter activity. NCBI's taxonomy places the organism in Eukaryota, Viridiplantae, Chlorophyta, Mamiellophyceae, Mamiellales, Bathycoccaceae. Gene Ontology annotation, biological process: pyrimidine nucleotide-sugar transmembrane transport.